AUGAGACUAUUGCCAUUUUGUUCUUCAAUUGAAGCAUUCUUAUCAUUUUCUUCCUCAUUCUCUUUAUUUUUCCUCAGCAUUCUUAUCAUUUUCUUCCUCAUUCUCUUUAUUUUUUCCUGCUUCUUUCUCUUCAUUUCCUCGCAUCUUCUCUUCAAUUUCUAGCUUCUCUUCUUAAAUUUCUUCCUCCUCCUGUUCAAUUUACUCAUCCUUUUCAAUAUUUUGCCCCUUUUCAUUUUCCUCCUCCUUCUCUUUAAAUUCUUCCUCCUCUACAAUUUUUUCAUUGACACCCUCCUCCUAUUUCACUCGCCCAGAAUAGGUUCUGACACGCCGACUUGGACUUAUAGCCAGAUGUUAAAAAACGUUUUUGAAGGAAAUAAAAUAGAAUGGUGGCGUAUAU
Messenger RNA from Meloidogyne enterolobii, 397 nucleotides. The record is from the annotation of a GenBank genome assembly. Lineage: Eukaryota; Metazoa; Nematoda; Chromadorea; Rhabditida; Meloidogynidae.